CCGCUGAGGACUGAUUGUUCUUGAUGUGGUGCCAUUCAGGAAAUCAGACUUUAUGAACUGCAGAGUGAGAUUUAUGCAAAUAACUUUCACUCGUUCUGGAAGGUUUUAAUGAUUUUCUUCCACAUUUAUUGAGAAGCUAAAGAUCCUCUUCCCAUCUUUACUUUAAAGACUCAAAAACUUUUAUUUGUACUGCUUUUUUAUCAAAUCAAAUCACCAAGUGACUUCACCAAGCUCCAUCCCAUCGUUUCCUGGAAUGUGUUGGAGACCUGUGAGGCAGGGGGAUCACACGUGGGCAACCAUGUUGGGGCAGAGCGUGCGUUUGCAGCCGGUUCCCAUCCAGAACCUGUCGGAGUUGGAGCGAGCCCGGUUGCAGGAAGUGGCACUGUACCACCUGGAGGAGAGGGACCUGGACUUCAAGAUCAGCGUCCCCAGAGAAAUACGCAAACGAAGAAAGUCUCUGCGCAGGAAGUUUGACUCCUUUUCCAAGGAAAAGAAAGAGCGAGAAUCUGCUGCUAAGGCGUUCGGGAUCCCCCUCUCCCAGGUCAUUUCCAAUGACCACGCCUACAAGCGGCGGCAGGAUGCCCUGAAGGAGAGCCGGCGCGACUGCCUGGACCUGGAGGCCAGCGUCCUGCGCUUCAGGGCCGAGAAGUGGCAGUUCUUCAACGGGAACAAGCCUCUGGUCAGCUCCUCCGCCAUCACAGGGGGAGGUCCGGCAUCGCCAUCCGCCAACUCCGUGGCGCCCGCGCCACUCCCCGACACGCAGAACAAGCCCAUGUCGCCCACUUUUCUGGACAACACCGGCCGAGCACAGAGGAGGGGAGGGAUGUCGGUGGACUGCAUCUCCGACCUCGUAGAGAGCCAGUCUCGCCUGCUGGAGGCGCUGCAGCUGUCACACCCGGCUGAGCUGGAGCUGAUCAAAUCUCCGUCGGAGGGGAGGACCCAGACCAAGCUCAGCCUCAACCCCAUCUACCGGCAGGUGCCCCGGGUGCUGGAGAGGUGCUGCAGUCACAUCGAGACCCACGGUCUUCAGACUGUGGGCAUUUUCCGAGUCGGGAGCUCAAAGAAGAGAGUGAGACAGCUACGGGAAGACUUUGACAUGGGGGUGGACGUCCAGCUGGACGAGGAGCACAGCGUGCACGAUGUGGCCGCGCUGCUCAAAGAGUUCCUGAGGGACAUUCCCGACCCGCUGCUGCCCCGGGAACUCUACCCGGCCUUCCUCCACGCCAACUUGCUGAGAGGAGCAGACCAGCUGCAGUACCUGCAGCACCUCCUCUACCUGCUGCCUCCCUGCAACUGCGACACGCUGCUGCGCCUCCUCACGCUGCUGCACACCGUGCAGAGCUUCGCUCAGGACAGCGUAGGAACCAACGACGAGGAGAUCCCGGGUAACAAGAUGACGGCCGCCAACCUGGCAGUGAUCUUCGGGCCGAACCUCCUGCAGAAGGAACGGGCAGGAGACGUGAGUCCUCAGGCGAUGGGCAUCGAGGACAGCACGGCCAUCAUCAGCGUCACUUUGCUGCUCAUACAGAACCACAGGAAGCUCUUCAAGGUGUCAGCAGAGCUGCAGCAGGAGGUCCUGAUGAGCCUGAUCCAAACCGACCCAGACGUCAUUGAUUACCUGCUACGGAGGAAACUCAGUGGGAGCCACCUGACGGUGGAGAGCAGCGAGUCGGGGGGCCGCCGGGACACGGGGGCGUCUCUGGACUCGGUGGGAGCCUCCAGUGGAAGUCUGUCCCCACUCGAGCCUCCGUCGCCACUCUUCCCCCCCGACGGGUGUGGAGGUGGAGGAGAAGGCAGCCUGACCAGCGAGAUCUUCCUCAACGUCCUCAAACUGAACCAGAACCGGAAGCGGCAAGAGGGGAGAUUCGGUGAGGCUCCUCCUGGAAAGUCUAUCCGCCACAUGCGUCAGUUCCACUCCCAUCACAACCUGCUCAGCCUGGCCCACGCCUCCUCCUCUUCCUCGAGACUCCACGGAUUCCAGGACGUGGAGCCCCAGGAGCGCCGGGGCCCCCUGGGCUUCAACCUGGGCGGCGGCAGCAGUGGAAGCUGCUCCAGCCUGACCGGCUCCACCGAGAGCAGCAUCUGGGUGAGGCAGACGCCGCAGGAGGAGAGCAAACCCUCGCCGGCCGCCAAUUUCUGGGACUUCUUCAGCGGGAAGGGCUCGAGCUCUGAGACGAUGGUAUGAUGGGAAGCCAGAACAAUAAGAGGAAUAUAAAGAGAAAAACAGUGUGUGCAUGUGUGUCCUCGCAGUCGGAGGUCACAAACACCCAAAACAGCGCUCAAGUUCCAGUUACAUUUGCUUUUCCUAGUGUUUCAACACAUCCGUCACACUAUUCCUGAGAUUAAAGACGUGGACCAGCACCGUGCUGCUCUUACGAGCUCCUGGUAAUUCAAAAAGUCCAGAAUUCCUCCUGACGUAUCAUCUUAAAUGUCUGACGUUCACCAUCAGGCUGUUGGAGGCUGGGAAUUCCCACAUUUUCUGGCAACUACUGAAUGCAUCAUAGGUAAAGUACAAGAAAAUGAAGAGGACACCGGACACUAAUACUGUGCAAAUAAAGAUGAGGCAGAUGCAGUAACAACAAGAAUGUACAUGUGGUGUAUAUUACACAUUCAUAUUCACUCACAAACACAACUUCUCUCUUUUAAAUGCCUAAGUAUCUGUAUUUAACCUACAACAAUGCCUGUCCAGCCUGAAAACAUCCACCAAAAAACCUAAAUUUCAUCCAAAUGUUGCCAUGCUUUCACAAACUGUGUGAUCUGGUGCCCCUAAAUGAAUUGUGAAGGUGAAACGUACUCGUCUUGAGUAGUUGUGGGCAUUUACGCUGCGUGAGCUGACAGAGGAAAGGCAGAUCCUGCAGUAGUUUUACUAAUACAGGAUAAUCAGAUAUCAGUGAUCAAUGAGCAGGUUUUAGGCCUCACAAGGUUUUUGUUUUCAUGGGUAAAAUAUGAAGAAAGUGCUUCUGGUGGCUGAAUUUAUCAUUAAUCUCUUCUUAGCCAGUCUUUCAAAGACCAUUGCUCACCAUAUUUUCUGAAACUAGCAGUUGUGGGGAUGUAAAUGCAAAACGUGUACAUAUUUGGUGUAUUUCGCAUGAGUUGUUUCCAGCCAUUUAAGAGGGGGGGGGGGGGGACUGAAUGCAGUAUCUUAAUGGACUUUUAGAGCGUUACUCUGAGUGUACGUACAGGCAGCAGCCCACGUUAGCGUGCACUAGUGCAGUGAUUUGCAGGUCAGAUCAAGAUUAAAAUGGAGCCACAUACGACUUGUUGUGCUGCUUUUUUCUUUUUUUUUAACGUCUGUGUCACAAAUCGAUUUCGUCUUGGCACUGCAUGUGCACGCAUAGACUGAACUAAAGUUUACAGUUGUCAAAAUGUAAAUGAAACACGACUCAUCUGUUUGCCACUUACUCUUUCUAGAUGGAGUCAGCACUUUUCAAUGUUGGUGACUAUAAAACUGUUUUCUUGCGUCUCCGUAUCAACUUCAGCGAUGGAACUAAUAUAAAAAUAUACCAAUACAAGACAUAUAUAGAUGUAUAUAUACUAUAAUAGUUGCAUUAAACUGGAAUUAUAAUAACACACAGACUGCAAACACCUUUUCAAAUGUCCUUAGCUUAUCAGAAUCCACUUCUUCACAAUCUUUAACAGCUCUCUUAGAUAGUUGACGUAUGCCGGCUGAUUGAUUUUCAUUAGAUCAUUUUAUGGCUGAAAACUGGUUUGUCUCGACUCUCCAUGCUAUCAUUUUUUAGCUUCAGUUUAUUUUGAGUUCAAGAUGACCUGUUUGAGAUUAAACUUGCCUCAAAUCUCAUUGCAUCCAAAUUCCCAAAGUAUAAAAUCAUAAAUGAUCAUAAAUCGGAACAUUUAUUUCCUUAUGACCUUUCCAGUUGGCUGUAAUUCGGCCAUCAGAGUGUAAAUGAGGGUCAUUUAUCUGUUUGGGCCUGUUUUAAUGGUGCAAGUCGUCAAAAUGCACCAUAUUCUACAGUAUUUUGAAUUGUCAUCAAAGAUUCGUGGAAAUGAUGCUGAGAUUUUUCAGGCGGAGUUGUUUUACUCCACAUCAACACAAGAGGGCAGCCUUUACUGCUUUUACAGCUGUUCAUAAAGUCUGGACAGCCUCCCGUUAUUAUUAUACCUCUUCAGGGUCACGUGGUCCCGGCGAAGCGCGCUCACGGCGAAGCGCGCUCACGGCGAAGCGCGCUCACGUAUCUGUUAGGUUUCAGAAUAGUGCCAAACAACUAGCAGUUGCACAGAUGUUUUCAAUUCAUGUUCCUUUCGUUUUAAAGUCUUUUUCACCCCUGACUUUCCCCCCCAGAAACAGAAAUGUAUGUUCUUCACUUCAGCAGUUGAAUGUCUCAUCUUUUUUCUUUUUUUAUGAUAUCUUGUAGAAAUAACAAGAUAUAUAUAUAUAAAUAUUUUUUUUCUUGUCAGUUUUUUUUUAAACGUCAUUGUAAAACCCAUUAAAGUGUGUUAUAAACCAAUUGUUUCAGAAUGUACCGCCUGGCUGCAGAGAAUUAAAUUUCAACCCGUCUUUUGUCUAAGUGUUUGUCGUUCACUUCGCAGCAAAACAAAGAGAAAGAAAAAGGAGGAUGAGUCACAGUUCGGACGGUUUCUGAGCUGAGGUCAUGGCUAUGGCUUUGGCACGAAUAUAAGAGGAGCAAUUGUUUGAGUCAGAUGAUGAUUAAAAAAAAAGGGACAACUUUGAGGGAAAGAUGCAAGAAAUUCAGAGUGGCAAAAAGCCCUAUCUUGUUUUUUAGAAGGACAAAACCUUUCUAAUCUGAUAGACCUGCACAUGAUAGAAAUCCCAUUAAAGCACAUUCUUCAUUAAGUAAAAUACAGGACAAUGUAGCAUUGUUGUAGCUUUUUUUAGGCUUUCAGUUUUUGCAAACACAGAGCUUACCUUGUAAACGACGCUGCAUCUCUCUCCAUAGCUGUAGCUCUUUAAAAUAAAGCUAAUAAGGCACUGAGGACCAAGAAAGAAGAUUUAAUUGCUGGAUCCUGCAGAUAAAUGGAGUCAUGAAUAUGAGUUUCACUUAAGAUGUUUUAAUGAACAUUAAAGUCAUGCUAUGUAAUAAUACCACUCCAGAGCAAACGGGGGCAACAUAUCACGAUAAACGUUUCUCAGAUGCAAAUAUGUCAAGCUUGGAUUGAAAACAAGGAGAACUCACAAGGACCCAAGGGCUCGUUUGGCAAACACCUUUACCACGGUCACUUUGGUGGCAUCCAGGAAGCCGUUUCUUAACAAAGAGCGUCAUGCAAGCCUUCUGAAUUACCCCAAAGAAAAUUCAAUGGUCAUCCUGAAUCAUGUGGGAAAAUGUGUUAUGGUUUGAUAAGACAAAGCUGACUUAUUCUUUAUUCUAAAAUAUAUAUUUGGUGCAAAACCCCGCCGGUUUUCAGACUUGUGCAGGAUACAGGAGAUGCUAAUCUGACGUUAGAAAGAUCCAGAACCUUCCACAACUUCCUGCAUUUCCUUCAAUGCCGCUGUCGGCCUUCCCAUUAGGUUAAAGCCUCAUCCCCUAAUCAGUUAUGGGGGGAGAACAUGAUCUCUGCAACAUCUCUGUGGUGCCACAUGUCCUCCAUCUGUCUAUUGGUACUUUUUAAAUCUUUAGCAGCUCUUUGAUUCUCAGUCGCAUAUAACUCUAAACCUUAAAGCAAAUAUUACAGCAAGAACAGGCUUUUCUGUGAUAUUAAUCUGAAUGGUUGUAAUUGCUGACAUGUGUGUGGCUUUUAGCCGAAGGCCUAACUUUGAAACUGUGAGAACUCUAUCAUUAAAAGGGUCUGCAAAU
Cololabis saira (Pacific saury) is the source of this 5771-nucleotide messenger RNA. It is a transcript of the gene arhgap36, whose product is annotated as Rho GTPase activating protein 36. Gene Ontology annotation, biological process: signal transduction. The transcript has 12 exons. Bases 254 to 2185 code for a protein of 643 amino acids. NCBI's taxonomy places the organism in Eukaryota, Metazoa, Chordata, Actinopteri, Beloniformes, Belonidae. The record is from RefSeq and is a predicted model, not a curated record.